This is a messenger RNA of Alternaria arbusti, 927 nucleotides long. RefSeq lists its product as uncharacterized. NCBI's taxonomy places the organism in Eukaryota, Fungi, Ascomycota, Dothideomycetes, Pleosporales, Pleosporaceae. The record is from RefSeq and is a predicted model, not a curated record. The coding region runs from base 1 to 927 and encodes 308 amino acids. The transcript is spliced from 2 exons.
AUGCCGAUCAUCAAUCUUGGACCGUUCGGACGCUACCGUCUCUCAAAGCUACACGACACAGCCGAACAACAAAGUCUACUAGAGGAUAAAAAAUAUUCAAAAACUGGUGGCACUGCCUCGAAGUCACUACCUUCUUAUACAUCACAAGGUGAAAACUGCGUGCCUCUGGGCUUGCCACCGAAGGAAAUAAGACACUGUGCUCCUCCCAAGGCUCAAAAGCCAAGCAGUCAAGUUCAGCAGCUGCAGCGAUACAUCCUCGAAAUCCUCGCGAUUACUUUCUCCGCACAUUUCGACACGCUCAACAGGGCUCUCCAGGAUCCAACAUCAGAAGGCACUACUACAAUCCUCUGCGACGAAGAGCGAUCGGAGCUUCUGGCGCUAUCGGGUCUUGUACGCAAAUGCCACGAUCAGCUACAUCGCGAUCCGGAAACGCGUAUCGUGGCCAAAGACGAGAUGACACUAAGCGACAAGAUCUCCCAGCCCGGUCUGCAACUAGAGUACAACCUGGGCGAGUACGCCUUAGAAUUGAUAGAAUGGUACGGAUCCUACACUCGUGCGUAUGGGAAUAGCCACACCUGGCAAUACACGAUACCUGGCUAUUGGGAGAAGAACCCUACGAUGGGUUUCAACAAUCUCAAGGAAAGCAUGCAGCAUACGGCGCCUAGCCAGCAUGUUUUCGACAUUCUGCACGAAGCAUGGGAUGUCUGCCGAGAAAAGCGCGGACUUGAAUGCGAAUACGAAUUCCUAAGGAGCAGCAAUCCGAUCUACUGGGCUAGACGGAACGGAUAUGAUCUCAUGGGAUCGAUUCUGUCGCUGUAUGGUACGACGCUUGAAUUUGCGGGCAACGCGCCGGUGAGGCCGCGAUUUCUGUGCGGAAAGCCACCGAGAUUCCUGUGGAAAGCCGCGUGGGGAGGAGGUGGUCGGUAG